GGUGUUAGAAGGCUCCCACAUUCUUCUCUCUCUCUCUCUCUCUCUCUCUCUCUCUUUCCCCUCUCUCUGUCUCUCUCUCUGUCUCUCUCUCUCAGCUCUGAGCUGGUUCUGUGUUCUCUGUGGGGGUUAAAGACUCAGGAUGAACUUUGAUGACGUGCUGGUCCGGAUCGGGGGGUUCGGACGUUUCCAGAAGAUUCUGUAUGUGUGGAUCUGUCUGCCGCAAAUUUUCCUGGCAUUCCACAUGCUGGUGUCUGUGUUCACCGGAGCCGUGCCGCCUCACCUGUGCCGUGACUCCCACCCUGGCACGCUCUACUUCAACUUCACCCUCAGCCCAAGCGCACAGGAGUCCUGCGGACCCCCCAAGCACAGCAACAGCAGCCUGAGUCCCCAUAGCGCCACCUGCAGGGAUGGCUGGGAGUUCAGCAAGGACAUCUUCCUCAGCACUGUCGCCACGGAGUUCGGUCUAGUGUGUGAGAACGCUGCUCUGAACAACAUCAGUUCCUCUGUCUACAUGUUUGGGCUGCUGGUUGGUGCUGUGCUGUUCGGAGUGUUCGCUGACAGGUUUGGCCGUAGGGUGAUCAUCCUGGUGGCUCUGGCUCUGCAGGCUGUGUUUGGUGUCGGUGCAGCGUUCGCUCCCAACUUCUACAUCUACAUGCUGCUGCGCUUUGUGGUGGGAACCACAAUUUCAGGAGUCAUCAUGAGCGCCUUCGUACUGGGUACGGAGUGGACGGGCCCUCGGCACAGGAUGCUGGCGGGUAUUAUAACGGACUAUUUCUUCGGUGUGGGCUACAUCCUGCUGGCUGGACUGGCGUAUCUGAUCCGGGACUGGCGUCGCCUCCAGCUCGCCAUCUCCGCCCCUGGCUUCAUCUUCAUCUUCUACAUCUGGGUUCUCCCGAGGUCGGCGCGCUGGCUGAUGGCGAACGGCAGGCAGGAGGAGGCGAUGCAGCUGAUCCAUAAAGCUGCACUGAUAAACGGAAAACCUCUCAAAGAAAAUGACCUGGAGCUCCAGCAGAGCUGCAGGCCGGAGCAGAAGCCAGAGCAGAAGCCGGAGCAGAACCCGCAGAGGAAGCACUCGGUGGUGGACCUGCUGAGAACCCCGCAGAUGAGGAAACAAUCGCUCAUCCUCUUCUACGUGUGGUUCGUGAACGUGCUGGUGUACUACGGUCUUUCCCUGAACGUGUCCGAUUUUGGGAUGAACAUCUACCUGACCCAGCUGAUCUUCGGGCUGGUGGAGAUACCGGCGCGAACCAUCACGCUCUUCACCCUCAACCGGUCCCGCAAGUUCUCUCAGCUCUCCUUCCUCGCCGUGGGGGGGCUCGCCUGCCUCCUGACCAUCUUCAUCCCCCCAGAGCUGCCUGUGGUCCGCACUGUCCUCGCCAUGCUGGGGAAGUUCGGGAUCACAGCGUCUCUGUCCAUCGUCUACAUUUACUCAGCGGAAGUUUUCCCCACGGUCAUCAGGCAGAGUGGUAUUGGUAUGAGCUCUAUGUGUGCUCGUGCUGGUGGCGUAAUCGCUCCCAUCAUCUACCUCCUGAGGCGGGUCAGCCUGCACGCUCCCAUGGUGGUGUUUGGUCUGUGUCCACUAGUGGGCGCUGUGCUGACCGCUCUUCUGCCAGAGACUGCCCACAAACCCCUGCCAGACACCAUCGAGGAUGUGGAGGAGACCAGAAGCAAGUGAGAUCUGAACCUCAACACCAUCCUGCAUUUGAAGUCGAUUUAAAGUGCUGCUGGAUUUAAUGUAUUUCGGCUGUGAGGCUGCCUCACUUUUUCAGUGAAGUAAGUCGGACUGCCUUACCUUACUGACACCAAAGUGAGAUAGAAGACACACAAACUUGCCUUAAAGCCUCGGGUUCACUACACGGCUUCUCAAGUCCCAACAGAUGAUGACAGACUGGUUUUGGAGACGUUUUGGGUUGAAAUAAUUAGUAUUCCACUUUAGCUGCUUUGUAGAUUCUUAAUUUACUUCAAAUUACAUUCAACUAAACAUCUGCUAAACUGACCACAGUUCUCUUUAACUCUAAACCUGCUCUAACCUUACCCUGACCUUUACCUCACUGUAGCCUUAGCCCAAACCCAGGUCCAGAUCCUGACCCCAACCCACCACUGUUUACAAUCAGCUGAGCUUCAACAGAUGUGACCAUCUGUGGAGAAUCUAUAGUGACCAUCCCAGCAGAGUGAGACCUCUCUGGAAGUCGGUGUAAACGGACUUUCUACCAAGGGACUCCGGUUCCUUUCUUUUGGUCCAUCCGUCAUGAAACUGACGCUCAGAGUAAAGAACAGCAGGCGUUCAGUCUGUGCGAAAACUCCAGGGUUUUGUUAAGACAGCAGAAACAUGUGAAUCGCAUGGUUUAUUUCUGACAUCACAAAAGCCACGUUCCUCGCUCUCCAGUAUCUCCUUGAUGAAGGUCCUAAGAAAAAGUCUGCGUCAGAUUCUUGACGGGUUCUUGAAGCGCAGAACUGUCCUGUUCUUACCUGAGAACAAACCCCACACAGAGAUCAGUGGAGAGUCAGAGUCUCGUCAGAGUCAGAGCUGCGAAAGUGGGAUUGAGGGGCGGUUGGUGAACGAGGCGGCGCUGCUUGUCCAGAGGAGUGGACGGUGUGUUAAAGUGGGGCUUUAGCAAUGUCUACAAACUACACCAAAGUGAGAGGUUCAUUUUUCUGUGCUAUGGGCCCUUUAAUGCUUGGACACCGCAGUGCUGUAAUGAUGAUGUGGACAACCGCUGCUCCGCCUCGCUGACCGGACUGACGCUGCGCUUUUGAUCCAGACUGACUUCGUUGUACCUGCUCAGCAGCUGCUCUGACUCAGACAGAUGUGGAAGAUGUUCUAUUAAAGAGCCGAGACUCUGGUGUUGGGGCGGCACGGUGGCGUGGUGGCGUGUUGGGUGGCGCUGUCGCCUCACAGUGAGGAGGGCCUGGGUUCGAUACCCCGGGCGGAUGACCGGGGUCCUCUCUGUGUGGAGUCUGCAUGUACUCACCGUGUCUGCGGUGGGUUCCUCUGGGUUCUCCGGUUUCCUCCCACAGUCCAAAGACAUGCAGUCAGGCCGAUUGGACAUGCUAAACU
This is a messenger RNA of Pygocentrus nattereri (red-bellied piranha), 3058 nucleotides long. RefSeq lists its product as uncharacterized. The record is from RefSeq and is a predicted model, not a curated record. Bases 140 to 1675 code for a protein of 511 amino acids. The transcript has 9 exons. Gene Ontology annotation, biological process: transmembrane transport. Gene Ontology annotation, molecular function: transmembrane transporter activity. NCBI's taxonomy places the organism in Eukaryota, Metazoa, Chordata, Actinopteri, Characiformes, Serrasalmidae. Gene Ontology annotation, cellular component: membrane.